Molecule: messenger RNA, 639 nt
Organism: Vanderwaltozyma polyspora DSM 70294
Lineage: Eukaryota; Fungi; Ascomycota; Saccharomycetes; Saccharomycetales; Saccharomycetaceae
Gene: YAF9
Product: YEATS domain-containing protein YAF9
Exons: 1
Coding region: 1-639 (212 amino acids)
Biological process (GO): regulation of DNA-templated transcription
Source: RefSeq, a predicted model, not a curated record
AUGCCUCCAGGAGUUAGUAAGAGAAUUAAAACUUUAUCAGUUACAAGGCCAAUAUUAUAUGGUAACUCUGCUAAAAAAUUGGGUUCUGUUAGGCCUCCCAAUGCUCCUGUGGAGCAUACGCAUCUAUGGACUAUCUUCGUGAAAGGUCCUAAGAAUGAAGACUUAUCUUAUUUUAUUAAAAAAGUUGUCUUUAAAUUGCAUGAUACCUAUCCAAAUCCUAUUAGAACAGUUGAGGCACCACCUUUUGAAUUGACUGAAACUGGUUGGGGUGAAUUCGAAAUUAAUAUUAAGAUUUAUUUCGCAGAUGAAGCAGGAGAAAAGAUGUUAAAUUUCUAUCAUCAUUUAAGGUUACAUCCCUAUGAAUUAGUAAAUAAUCAACCUCCUCCUCCACAAGAACCAAAUGACGAGAUUAGUUCUGUAUUUUAUGAUGAAAUUGUAUUUAAUGAACCUAACGAACAAUUUUUUAAAAUUUUAAUGGGAACUCCAGGUAAUCUAUUGCCUUCAAAUAAAACAGAAUCCUGUAUAUUUUCGAAACAACUUGAACAAGAAGAAAUUGAUAGAAUUAAUAUAGGUAUUGGCAAAGUUGAUAAAGAAAUUGAGGAUCUAAAGUCCAAAAUAGCAGAAAAACUGAAAGACUAA